AAACAUAUCUUCUAGGGCUGUGAUUAAGGAAUUUCUUCUUGAUAAUGGAAUCAGUAGCAAUGAUAUUCUUGAUGAUGAAGAUAAAGUUGGAGCAAACUGUAUUAGCUGGUUUACUGAUGAAGAUGAAAUAAGAAUUAGGAACAAGUUGUAUAAUAAAUUUGUUCAACUUCUAGAAAGUGGUGAGGUUCGCAAUCAACUUACUUCUAAGCUAUCAGAGCUAGUGAUGCCAACUUCUCAGCAAUUUGGUGAAACACUUGUUGCUUGUAGGAAUGAAGGAUUAAUGAGGCUUGAGCUUACUGUUCACUCUCCUGAGUUGAAAGAAGUAGAAUGGAACACAAACUUAAUUGCUAGUACACUGGAGUUUCUUAGUGAUUGUAGGACAUUUGCAACAUCUUAUGAAAAGCAAUGGAUGGCACUAGUUGAUCAGAUUCAUAACAAACAUACAUUGUGUAUUUACUUUCAUAAAGAACAUGCUCUUGCUUAUUGCCAUUGGUUCAAUCAGGACAACUAAGAAGAAACAAGGAAUAGCUAAAAAGUUGAAAGAGAAUGAAGAUAUGAUGACUGUUGUUUCUAAUCUUACAUUUAAUGGACACCCAACUCUUCUUCUUACAUAUGCUACCAGUAGUGGUCCUCUUGAAUCUGAAGUUGUUCUGAGAAGAGAUAUCACAAACAUCACUAUUGUUCCUAGUCAGAAAAAUUCUUUCUGGCCUGUUGUUUCAAGAGAAAGGCAACAACACACAUUUGCUGAAAUGGGACUUGUUAACUAUCGUGGAAUGCAUAUUGAUUGGUUAACAGCUCAAGCAAGCAAGAGAGAAAGUUAGGUCUUUCAACUCUCUCAAGUGUUAGUGAGGAUACUGAUGACCUAGGAAUAGAUAAUCUUAUUGCUGAUAUUAGCAACAUUGAACUUGAUGAUCUAGAACCCACAUAUAUAAGAGAAAAUACUGAUCUUAGGCCAGCUAGAUAUAAAGUUG
Messenger RNA from Linderina pennispora, 971 nucleotides. RefSeq lists its product as uncharacterized. The record is from RefSeq and is a predicted model, not a curated record. The coding region runs from base 471 to 821 and encodes 116 amino acids. The transcript has a single exon. Lineage: Eukaryota; Fungi; Kickxellomycota; Kickxellomycetes; Kickxellales; Kickxellaceae.